Anarrhichthys ocellatus (wolf-eel) is the source of this 5729-nucleotide messenger RNA. RefSeq names its product solute carrier family 30 member 2 (gene slc30a2). Gene Ontology annotation, biological process: response to zinc ion; zinc ion transmembrane transport. The transcript has 8 exons. The coding region runs from base 302 to 1504 and encodes 400 amino acids. Gene Ontology annotation, cellular component: plasma membrane. The record is from RefSeq and is a predicted model, not a curated record. Gene Ontology annotation, molecular function: zinc ion transmembrane transporter activity. NCBI's taxonomy places the organism in Eukaryota, Metazoa, Chordata, Actinopteri, Perciformes, Anarhichadidae.
UGCAGUGCUCACAGCACGGCGUGUCUUAUUAUUACUACUGCUGCAGCUCCGUGUUCGAGGCUAUACACAAAACUAAAAUUAAGAAAAACCUCCGCAUGUGGUUUCCUCCUCGUGUCCUCUUGGAAUGUAUCCGUCUGCUGUGAAGUCUCACUGCUCACUGAAAUGCGCUCUCGGAUGAACCGGACCUGUCGAUUCUCACCGGCAACUCCUGCAGCAUCCUCUUAAAAAAAAAAAAAAAAACCACCUUGACUUCUAUUCUUUAUUUCUCACACGGGACACCGGCUGACUGCAGGCUGAUUAAAUGGAUAAUAACGCUGCAAAUUCGGAGAAAUCUCAACUGAUACACGAGAAGAGUGCGAAAAUGUAUUCUCUCAAACUACAAAGCUCCUUUCCAGAUUCCAAAGAGCAAUAUCCCGACUUCCCCUUCAAGAACGGAGGCGUGGCCGGUGCCAUCGAGCUAAAGCGGCCCAUCGCCGCCCACUGCCACGGGGCCAAAGCCCCGGCGCGUGAGGAGAGCGGCGACAGGCUGCUGGCCAAGAAGAAGCUCUACAUCGCGUCGGCCGUCUGCCUCGUCUUCAUGAUUGGCGAGGUCAUAGGAGGCUACCUGGCCCACAGCCUGGCCAUCAUGACCGAUGCGGCCCACCUCCUGACAGAUUUUGGCAGCAUGAUGGUGAGCCUGUUCUCCCUGUGGAUCUCCUCCAGACCGCCCACCAAAACCAUGAACUUCGGUUGGUACCGAUCAGAGAUCCUCGGGGCAUUCAUCUCCGCCAUUUCCAUCUGGAUCGUUACGGGGGCUCUGGUCUAUUUAGCCAUCGAGAGGAUCGUACGCAACGACUACGAGAUUGAUGGCCAUGUAAUGUUGGUCACCUCCGGCUGUGCCGUCAUCGUCAAUAUAAUCAUGGCCUACAUCCUCCAUCAUUCCACCACCUUCCACGCCCACGGCAGCGGCUACCAGCAGAUCGACGAGGGCGGCCAGAGUCCCGUCGCUCACGGCCACUCCCACGCGCUCCUCGGUGACCACAGCAACACCAGCGUCCGCGCCGCCUUCAUCCACGUGGUCGGAGACCUGCUGCAGAGCGUCGGCGUCAUGGUGGCAGCGAUCAUCAUCUACUUUCGGCCCGAGUACAAAGUUGCAGAUCCCAUCUGUACGUUCCUGUUCUCCGUCUUUGUCCUCUGCACCACCGUCACCAUCCUCAGAGACGUCUUCAGGAUACUCAUGGAAGGCUCCCCGAAAGGAAUCGAGUUUAACUCGGUGAAGGAGGUGCUGCUGUCCGUGAAGGCGGUGAAGUCGAUGCACUCUCUGCACCUCUGGGCUCUGACUCUGGGCCAGGCCCUGGUGUCUGUUCACGUGGCCAUAGAGGAGGGUGCCGACGCUCAGUCGGUGCUGCGGGAGGCCACCGAUCUGCUCCACACCAAGUUUGGUUUCCACAGCAUCACCAUCCAGGUGGAGCUCUACUCCGAAGACAUGAGCCACUGCUCCCACUGCCAGGACCCCAGUGACUGAUACCGAUACCGGACCGGACCGGAUACCCAACAGGAACACCAAACGGCUCAGGCAUUAUUCGUCCAUUGUCUCUGGGUGAGCUAGUGCAGUGACAGCUGUAUUCACAAUGCAGCUUCCUGUUUAAGGAGUACAAACUAUUGUUGGUAGGUUUUUUUUGUGUUUGCCAUUUAGUCACGAGACAGCGAAAUCAUCCAUGUGUUGGUAGCAGAGUGCUGAUGCUGGAGCUCCAUGCUAACAUGGAACUAAGCCUGGCAGUCCUCCAAUAAAGUCCCUCUUCAGAGAAAGAAAAUAGGGUGGAUACUCUAAUCUCUAGGUUUGCAUGGAGCUUUUACCAAAUACUGAGAAUAGAAGAAUUUAAACUGCAUACUGGGUUGAUCAGGUGCUUGUACAGAAAAUCUUUCAGUAAUUAAAAAAGUUGAGUCCUGAAGACAGAAAAUAUGCAACAGAGACAUAAAAACCUCGAAUUCUGAACCUAAUCAAAAAUUGCACUACAGCACUAUUUAGGUGGAGGGGAACAAAUUCUACUAUAGCAUAAUUUGUUUGCAGGACUAGUUUGCUAUCUCACAGCUGGUUUACAGUAGUUGCAAAUAAGUUACAGACCUUUAUACAAACUCAAUAAGGAAGUGGAGUUUUACUUGCGCUUGAGUGUCUUCUCCGUGUUUGUCCAGUUCUGGGUGAUACGCCGCCAUAAAGUUUGCAUGAAUAUGAACACAACCGAUAGAAGCAGCAGGGAUCCACCCUGAGCACCCUUGUGAAGGACUCUUGUUUUUUUAUUCCACGUUUGACAUCCAGAUCAGUGUUUCACAACUGACUGAAGACCCCUGACUAAGUGACAUUUUAAGGAUAUUUCAUGUUAUAUUCAUGGCAUAACAAUAACAGUAGAACUGAUAAACUGUACAAUUAACUCUCGCAAGUGAACGCAAUAGGAAGUUUGUGUAAAACGAGUGAUUUGGGCAGGUUAUUUCCUGUGAAUAUUGCAUCAGCGAUGAGUUUUCCUGUUAUUUUUUUGGGACUUUCAAUACAAAUAUCUGUAAUUUUUUUUAUCAACCAUACCUCUUUUUUUGACAUUGUUCUAUCAGCUCUUUGGUUGUUUUAACUGCGUAUUUUUUCUAAUUUUCAAAUUCAUAUCUUAAUUAAUAAUCUAAACAAACUAUUUCAUGCAGAUUUCUUCACAGAAAUGAAUGAAAUGCUGGGAUGUAGGCGACUGUAUAUCACUUUUAGAAAGUUGUCUUGGACUCCUUAAAAUCAAGAAGGCCUCACGUGAUGCCUUGGAGACCACUAACUAACCAGUGAUCUAGAUUAUCACACUUUAAAAAUAAAAUAUAAGAACAGACAAUUCAAGUAAUGCAGCAAAGAUUAUAUUUAUGCAACUAUUUCAGUCUCUCCCAGUUGAUAACAGUAACUGCUGGUUGAAAACACUGCCUGAUUUUAUAUAAAUUAAGGGAAACUGCCAGAUGUAGGACCACAUACAUACUUUAAAGAUUUAGGGCAGCUACUUAUUUUCUACAGUAACUUCCCUCAUAAUGCUACUUUUCUUAAUCUGUUAGCAUGGAGCACCUGAUGUCAUGUUCUACCAGAGACACAUGGAUGACUUUUAAUGUCCAACUUUACCAAAAGGCCCGUCUACCUCCGGACACUCACUCUACAGCUCACUGCCAUCUUUGUUCCAUUAAUCUGCUUUUCCCACUAAAAGUCCGGAAUCUGCAACACUAGCCGGUCACGAAUUAACUUUCUCAUUUGCAAACUUAAUGUCUUGACAUUCUAAAAUACAGAAGUACGUGAAUUGUGACAAAGCAAUAGAGUGCUACAGGAAUGAGUCACAAAACCCAGAAAUGAGUCAGCGUUUUUGAAUUUUUGAAGCUUUUACGUGACGUAAAAAAGGCGGUCGCUAACAAGUGGCUAAAUGAGACUACGACACGUCAUCAGGCCGACUAGACCGCCUUCAAAGCCUCGUUGUGUACGCUUGCGCCUCAGUGACAGCAGCAUAGUUAUUAGUUUAUAACGUAAAUCUUCACAGCAAACAAAUCAUAAACGUUUGUUUGCCACGGGGCUUAUUUUCUGCAAUAAUCCAAAAUCUCGUUGUCUUUUUGACAAGGAAACAAGCGUGACGCCGACUUCCUGGUUGGCCUUCAAAUACAGCUCAUCCCUGCAGCACUCUACAGUGUCAUUGUUGAUUUAAAGAGAUUUAAUGGACCUGCAAACUGUUUUCAUUUGGAGCCACAUUGUUCGGCGUUUUGUCCGCUAUGGAUGGAAAAUAUAAAAGUUCAUUUCUCAUUUCACCAUGAGCUCUCGUCUGGAGACCGAAACUGUUCCACUACUCCCUUUAAACAUAAACUGCUCUGUACCUCAUCGUACCAUGCUGACUAGAAGUGUUAUAUGUCUUGUAUCUAAUAAUUCAGCUAACUGUUGACUUGACCAAUCUCUCUACUUGUACUGUACUUCGUUUUGUUUGAUCACAUCAUGCCAAAGAUGAGGAGUCUCCAUUUCAGAGUGUCACGAAAACAAUGGAUUAUUCAAGAUAAGUGGACACGUAGAUUAGAGUAUGAAGGAUUGGUGGUGAUGUUUCUUAAGAGAACAGCAGCCUCAAAACUCAUUCAGGGCUAUUUUAGUUCCUUUUACAGUGUUGUAGCUUUGAGGCAUUCUUGCGUUCACUUUGGGGUUUGUUUGCUAUUCUGUCUUUAGUGCGUCUUGGUGAGAAGGGUUUUGCCUGAUAGUGGGAUCUGUAUUGAUAAGUGUCAGACUGAAAAAGCACUCGGCGUCUUCCACUCCGGGCUGACGUUCAGUUCUGAGGGCAGAAAUGAUUUAGUCAUGUGGUGAUGUAGUUAGCCUAACGUUAGCUCUUUGACUUCUGCCGGUUGCAUUCACGCUUCAGAAAUCAUAAAAGUGGUGUUUAUUUGUGAAGAUUAUCUUGUUGAACUAAACGUGCAAGUAUAUCAUAAACAUUUGUUUGCCACAGAGAUUAUUUUCCACAAUAAUCCAAAAUCGGUUUUUAGUCGAGGGAACCAGAGCGAUGCUAACUUCUGCAGAACUCUAUAGUCCCAUUAUAACUAGGACACUUGAAUGACACCUCACCUCCUUUACUGUGCCCUUUUGCUCAAGCCCUUAUGCUAUAAAUCUCCUUUCAACACACGUCAUGGUUUAUACAUAUCCCGCCCUCUUUCCAUAUUAUUCCAACUCUUCAUACGUCUCCAAAACACAGCAAUGCAGCUUAGCUCCCAGACAUUCAUCAAGCAAUUCUAUUCAGCCUCCAGCUUCUCUUGCCAUCGCUGCAGCUCAGCAUUAGCUCUUCAGCAGAAGUCUCUCGUUAGUUAGGUUGUCGGCAACUGGCCAGAAAAGGUUGUGUGAAAAGAGUUCAUCCUCUGGGGAGCGAGAUUGUGCCCUUUUAGUUUUAGAAUUUCUGGGGACCAAGAAAACCAGCCGGUCGGUAUUAGUUAACACUUUGAGUAAACAGAAUAAUUGGCAUCAUUUUUGCAACCAUAAGAAAAGCCAAGCAGCCCGUCGACAUGCCUGUAAUGUUCCGCAGCUGCUAUGAACGUCUUGAUGUUGUUCGUUGCUCUCAAAGAAAGGACAAUUGUACAUCGUAAACUCCUGGUCGACACCCAUUCUGAUACGAACACGUGCAUGGUUGUUAGCCGUUAUUCAAUAUCACGUACAGUAACGAAGUUUCCUCGUCCAACUGCCAAUCACAACAUGUUGACACGCCGUGCGGAGGAUUAAUCAAAGAAAAGAUUUCUUCUUUAAAAUUCUAUAUUUUCACCAAUGUUUGAGGAGAUCCUGUAUAUUUAAAAUACAUUUUUCCUUUUGAAAUAAUGCUAAAUGAGAAUAUAUAUGGACUCAACAGCUAAGAUGAAACAAAGUGAAUGUAACACAGACCAAUGCAUUUUACUGUGCUGGUUUUGAUAUACGUGCUCUCUGAAGUUCUUCAUUUACCUUCGUUCUCCUUUGUUCACUCUGGAAGUCUGAUGUUUGAGAAUGCUCUGUAUCGUGCUGUUACUGUCCGUGACAAUUAUACUCCGUGUGUGACUGUUGUAAAUAUGUCAAAUAUUGUGUGUUUUCUGUGUAUGAUUUUGUGCAUACAUGUGAAAAUACAGUUAUCCCUCUUGUACAAUCGGUCCUACUUGUCUAUGUGCUCUGGUGAUGUUGCAUAAUUCCACAUCUGUGAUGUUUGAUAUUUCAUUUUUAAUGUGUGGCAAAGAGUUUUUUGUAACGUGAAAUAAAAGAUUGC